UUGUUACUCAGGGACAGACAGAAUAAAACGUUCACUAAUGUAGGGGACCACAGAAACGUUAUUAAGGGCCAAGAAUUGAUACUUAGGGCCCAGAACCGUUCACUUUUGUGGCCACAGAAAUGUUACUGUAGGGCAACUGAACGUUUACUUAGGCACAGAAUUGUUACUGUAGGGCCACUUGAAUAGAAUUUUUGUAGGGAUAAAGACACAGAUAACGUGUUACUCAUGGGACAGUAAUCAAUACUUGUUUAACUCAGGGGACGACAGAAUUGUUAAGUGCCACAACCGAAUUAUCUGUGAGGGCUAUCAGAAACGUUUACUAGUGUUAGAACCUUAACACAGAAUUGUUGUGGGAUCACAGAAAAUUUUUCUUCCUAUUCUUGGAUUCAGGGCAAACACAGAAUUGUUACUAGAGGAACACAGA
This is a messenger RNA of Staurois parvus, 424 nucleotides long. The record is from the annotation of a GenBank genome assembly. Lineage: Eukaryota; Metazoa; Chordata; Amphibia; Anura; Ranidae.